Messenger RNA from Zingiber officinale, 780 nucleotides. Its product is annotated as MADS-box transcription factor 26-like. Lineage: Eukaryota; Viridiplantae; Streptophyta; Magnoliopsida; Zingiberales; Zingiberaceae. The transcript is spliced from 7 exons. Gene Ontology annotation, molecular function: RNA polymerase II cis-regulatory region sequence-specific DNA binding; protein dimerization activity; DNA-binding transcription factor activity, RNA polymerase II-specific. Gene Ontology annotation, cellular component: nucleus. The record is from RefSeq and is a predicted model, not a curated record. The coding region runs from base 91 to 780 and encodes 229 amino acids. Gene Ontology annotation, biological process: positive regulation of transcription by RNA polymerase II.
UCGUUGGUGGGAGUCUGCAGGCGGAGUUCGGCAGUGCAGCAGCAGCAACCUCGAAGCUAGUUCAAACUAGUGGGAGGUUGUGUGCCAGAGAUGGUGCGAGGUAAGGUGCAGCUCAAGCUCAUCGAGAACCCGGUUCACCGGCAAGUGACCUUUUGCAAGCGUCGGGCGGGGCUGCUGAAGAAGGCCCGCGAGCUGUCGGUGCUGUGCGACGCCGAAGUCGGCAUCAUGGUCUUCUCCGCCCACGGCAAGCUCUAUGAACUGGCCACGAAGGGGACAAUGGAGGGCUUGAUCGAGAGGUACAAGAUGACAUCUAAAGAAGCUCAAAACUAUGUGAGUGCUGCCAUGGAUCCACCUCAGGAUUCCGAGCAAGAGAUUUCCAGGCUAAAGGAAGAGAUCAAUGUUCUGCAAAAGAGCCUGAGGCACAUGUUUGGAGAAGGAUGCUCUGGUCAUGAGCAGAUGAACCUUGAUGAACUGUACAUACUAGAAAGGCAUUUUGGAAUUUGGAUAGACCACAUCAGGACCAAGAAGAUGCAGAUCAUGUUCCAAGAGAUUGAAUCCCUGAAGAGCAAGGAGGACAUGCUGAAAGCCACCAAUGAGUUCCUUCAAGAGAAGAUUGUGGAGGAACAGGGGGCUUAUGAUGCAGCCUCAGUGAUGGUCCAACCCAAAGGGCACUUUGAGAUGCCUCCAACUGCAGUUGCUGACCACAUUAAUGCUUACCCACUGACUGUACAGGACCAGCUUAACAAUUUUGAGGGCCCUGAAACAGGCUUCUCCUUCUGA